GGCCAUGAGUGGGGGGCAUAUUUGGUGUCCUAUCGCCGGUACAUAGACGACAUAUUUUUUAUUUGGACAGGUAACCAUGAUCAACUGAAUGAUUUUAUUACGUAUUUAAAUUCAAAUGAUUGGGGGAUUCAUUUAACAAGCUGCAUUAGUGAAGUGAAAAUAAACUUUUUGGAUUUGUAUAUAUAUAUAGAGGAUGAUAAGAUCAAUACAAAAAUUUUUUUUAAACCAGUGGAUGCCAACGGGUAUAUAGAAAGAAAUAGUUGCCAUCACAACCCGUGGCUAGAGAACGCGCCGAGAGGCCAAUUCCUACGGAUUCGAAGGAAUUGUAAAAAAGAAUCCGAUUAUAUAGAACAAACCGAGUAUAUUAAACAACAAUUUAUAGAAAAGGGAUAUAACAAAGAAAUUUUAGAGAAAAAUAUUAAAGAAGUAAAAGAAAUACCAAGAAAGGAGCUUAUAAAAUAUAAACCUAAAAAAGAGCAAGGAAAUAGUAACAAUAUACCCUUCAUUUGCAACUAUAAUGGACGGAAUAAACAAAUAAGGAAAAUAAUUAAAAAACACUGGCAUUUGUUACAAGAUGAUCCUAUUCUCAAUAAGGUUUUACAGCCGGAACCCAAAAUCAUCUAUAGAGGCGCAAAGAAUUUUAAGAACAUUUUAGUUAAGAGUUGCCUUAGCCCUAAAAAACCUAGUCAUUUUUUAGAGGGUUUAAAAGGUUUUUACGGAUGUGGGACUUGUCUACCCUGUAGAACAACUAACAGCAAAAAAAGACAUUUGAAAGACAUAGGACACGUUGUAAAAAAACCCUACUGUAUAAAGGACCAUCUAACCUGUCACACAAAGGGAAUUAUAUAUAUUUUGAAGUGCCCAUGCAACCUAUUAUAUAUAGGCAGAACAAUUAGACCACUGAAAGUAAGAAUUGCGGAACACAUCAGGAACAUCAGAAAUGGGCUGGAGACACAUAGUGUUCCGCUCCAUUUUAAAGAAGUGCACGAUCAAAAUCCAAGCAAUUUAUUCUUUUGUGCCAUUAAAGAGGUCAAGAGAGACUGGAGGGGAGGAGAUUAUAUUCGAAAAUUAGGAAAAGAAGAAAUGAAGUGUAUCUUCGAAUUCAAUUCCCUAGCCCCGCAUGGUCUUAAUACUGAUUUUGAGAUAUGUCAUUUUUAGCGGAACUUUUUUAAUAUUUUCAAUUUUAAAAAAAAUUUUUAAAAAAUUUUUUUUAAACAAAUUCUUUAUUUUUUUUUUUUAUUUUAUUUUUUUUUUAUUUUUAUUUUUUUUAGCUAUGACAACAUGAGUGAUUGUAUUUUAUUUUAUUUUAUUAUACCUAUAUGCCAUAACAUAGAGGUUUACAUUUAAGAAUUCUGCCGUAUUUUAGCUGAAACAUUGUCCUUUUAGAGAGAUGAGGAGUCUGAUGCACAUUUAGACAUUACCUCUAUAAGCAGUGGUGUGUAUGUAAAUAUAUUCCUCCUUUUUUAUGCAUAUAUAUUUUUCUCUAUAUUUAUAUAUAUAUAUAUUUUGUAUUUUGUAUUAGCACUUCUUCUUCUUAUAUUAUCAAUAGAAAUUACAUUCCUUUUUUAUUGUUUUAUACAUUGAGUUUUGUGUACAUCAUAUGCUUUUACAUAAUAAUUAGCCAUAAAACCAACUAAAGAAUUAAACAGCAAACAACAUGUGAAAAAUGUUCUAAACAAAAGACUUUGGGGGAAUCCUGUAUUGCAUUCCAAUUGUGGAACGCAAAAGCCGGAUGAAAAGAGAUCGGCACUUCAUAAGAAAGCUACACAUGGCGGCUGUGCGUUCCAAGGGUGGAACGCAAGGACCGGAAACCGGAAGUCCGGCGAACCGGAAAUGAAGAGAGAGAGGAAAAAAAGCGGCAGUAAAUGGCUUUUAAAAAUGAAGAGUCAUCUAUGAAGAUUUACAGCAACUGAGGAAGCCCCAUGAAGGGGCGAAACGCGUUUUGCUACUAAGACUAUUCAACAGAGCUUGUAAGGUCUUUUAAUAUUCUUUUUAUUUUGUUUAUAUUAAUAAAUGUAAUUUUAUUAUAUUUUGCCUGUGAGCCUGUGAUUACCCUGCAUAAGGAACCGGAAGCACAGAGGAGGGAGUGGGACCCUUUACAUCCCAUAAAGUGAACAACUUGAGCCCAAUCUUUAGUGGCUCCACCUUUGUGAGUGUGCAUUUAUAAAGACUUGAUUGGACUUACAAAAAUAAGAGUACUAGCAAUAUUGCACUAUCUUUUUGCUAUUUUACUUUCUCUAGAGCAUACCAUAAGAAAUGUACCUAUGCAAAGGACUACUAAGAAAGUGCAUGUAAGAUACUCCGCCUUACAUUUUGUGGUGUACGUUCUCCCUCUUAUCUAUUAUAAAAUCACAGAGCAGAGGUACCAUUAUAUAUAUUAUAAUCAAAGCUGAUAUUGCAGGGGAAUUUUUUAUAGCGCAGGUACUAAGCCAAAUUGUAGUGUUACAGACAAAUCUAACUAGUACCAGUACUAAAAAGGAGUACUACCUUCCCAACUAUGCCAUUACAGUAACCUCUAGGUAUACAGCCAACAUACUGCACAGCACUUUACAAUUACAAUCAGCGGUGAAGAAAGUCCUGCUCAAACCUGAGAAUUUGAGGUAGUCAGAUUUAUAUAUCAUUAGGUGUGUCUUACACAGGGACAUGUACAGGUCUGAUCUGACCAGGAUUCAAACCUUUUUUCCCGAUUCUCUGGCAGUGAUGUUACCACUGCUCUAAGUACUGCUCUAACAAUAAACCACAAUACUUGUUUUUGUAAAAUGGAGACCAUCAGAGAAGUAUUUUUUUUGUUUUGCCCCGCUAACACACAAGCGUUUGAAGGAGUUUCUAUUAAGAGACUUGAACACACAUAGGAAUAAUCAAUAAAGCAGGAAUUUUGAAGAAUUGACAAUAAUUGCACAUGUUAAGCCAAAACAACAGAAAUGAAAACAAAUUUAGCUAUUGUUCCAGCUCAGCUAUUUUGGCAUAAAAUUAUUUAUUAUUGGGUUUUUUUUCAAAAAUUUUAAUUCAUCUUUGUUGUUCUCAUCUUUAAUAUCAAUUAAAUACAUUUUACAAGCUGUAUCAGUAGUAAUGAAAAUAAUGAAGGGUGACAGGGCACCUCCAAAAUAUGUCCGGGGGGCAUACGUGGUUAUGGUGCUUAAAAUACUUCCUUUAAAUAUUUAUAAAAAGUGACUUCCUGAAUUGCAUUGCAGAAAAGCAAAGCGAUGAAAUUAUUUUCUUCAGGACUGUUAUUAAUCUGUGCAAAGUAUAUGUCUGCAGAUUAUUAUUAUUAUCUUCCAUCUAUAAAUUGCCUCCAUUACAGACGUCAUCAUGAUGCCAACGGUACAUUGUAUUUACGAGUAUGUGAAUGCCGGUUCUGCAUCGGGAUAUCAAUAGAACGUCUGCAUUAUCUGCUCGCAGGUCAUGCAUUGCAGAUUCUGGCCUUACAAUUUCUGUGUGGCGUUAAAGCUCUCAUCUCGUUAUUCAACAUGUGCGGAACAUCUUUAUUGAUUGCCAGUAAAAAUAUAUCAAUCCAAGUCUGUCAUUUCAUUGAGCAGAUUCAAAUCUAUCAUUAGGAUUUAUCACGAUAAAACUAAUUGUGUAAUUAUUAAAUGCUUCUUUUGUGCGUGUUUCUUGGUGGAAAAUGUAUUUCGUGUUCCUGAAAGUCGUUCUUAUCUUGUGAACGGUCUGCAGAGCACAUUCGUAAUCUGGAUUGAUCACGGAGCAGCGAUGGCUUGGAAGAAGUCUUUCAAUCUGAUUAAUUUCACAGGCAGCUGCAGGUCAUGUAAUGUGAACUGCAAUUCCCAUUCAAUUUCACUGCACGAGAGUCCAAAUUAAAGGCAACCUGACCACUUUAUCUCAGUGAAGUGGUAUGGGUGCAGUUCCCCACUCCCCUAGAGGCGCUUCCUGUUUAACUCCGUAAAAUGAGACUGGACGUCUUCGUGUUUUGCAUGAGUACAUCCAGCAUCUUCCAAAUCCCCAUAAUAAAUCAUUAAUUCAAUGCUAUCCCUAUGGGGAAGACCUAAUUCCAACCUAAGACUUAACAUGAAUGAUACAUAAUACUUUGCUAUGAUGUUAAAGUAACAUCUUAUGUCAAGCAAUACAGAAAUAAAUAAAAAAAAAAAGAAUGAAAAGAAAGUGGGAAUAAGAGACAAUAACGGAGUAUGCGAGAUAAGUCCCCAAGGAAAGCACUCAGUUACCAGCCAAACAUUAUCGAAUGAGACGCAGACAGCACCAGUCAGAGACUACCUCAGCCAAUGCAGCAGAUCAGAAACCGCAGGCCUUUAGAAGCUACAUGGUGGAAAGUGCAGUGGUAUCCAACUAUGUUCCCAGGUGAGUAAAAUAGUCAAUGUAGAUCGGCAUAACAGCACCCCAAAUCCGCCACACUUCAAGCCUGGCUGUUCCUGUAACCCUCACCUUAGGCCAGAGGUUCCCAAUUAAUGUUUCCUGUGGAACCCUUUGACAUAGUGUAUCAACAUCCUGGAACCACCCCCAAAAAAUUAAUGCGCUGUAGCAUAAACCUUUUAAUUAGCAGAGCGUAAUAUUUUCUUUGUUGCCAAAUUUAGUUUUUUUGCUAUAGAUACACACACUAAUUUCCGAAGAUAGUAAACAGAUUGCAGUACUUAGGAGCAGGUGUUCUUCUGUGUUUAGAGUUGGUGUUUGUAUAUAGUUGUAGCAUUUUAAUACAGGUAUAUAAAUAACAGAAAAAAAAGAAGGAUAGUGCGUAGGCGCUUCACUGUAAUUUUGACAAUUCUGUAUAUAGUAUAAAGUAUACAAUAGAUGGUGUAACCGGUACCCUAGUGCUUCCCUUAUACACCAGAUUUACAUAAUACAAUAAAAAGAGACAAAUACCAGUAUAUACACCUCCCCAAUGUGAUCACCACAAAAAUAAGUGAUAUUACCAAUAUAGAACUGGACUGUAAUGUAAAUAGCGUAGAACUUGAUUGGGGUAUAAACUAAAAUAGAAAAAACAUAAAAAACAUAGUGCAAACUGUAUGAUAAUAAAUAAGUGAUAAAUAGGUAUGUGAUUCUCACUCACAUUCUCCAGAGCAGUACCAGGCUCUGUAUAGCAGGCUCAGGGGUGCCAAUAACUGGCUAACGAUCCAGGUGGUCCAAAUAGAUGAGACUCCAAAGGUUAAAUAUAAAAUAUAUUUAUUUAUAAAAAUAUAUAAAAAAGUGUAUACACUGCUGGGCACUAUGGGGGUGGAACCCAAAACAGACAAGGAUAUAUAUAAAACAAUAAUGGAAUUCCACUUACCCCUAUCUGUAUAGUAGCCCAGAGUGACAGAAAUACACAUAAAAUAACAAAUACAAAUGCAGAAGAUUGAAGCAGACGCGUUUCGGCCAACAGCCUUCCUCCAGUGCUUGUCUUCAUGUCCUAUUGAGUCUUCUUUUAUAAGCCUUAUCUGUCCCAUUCACCUGGAUCCAAUUUCGUACCGGCGUCGCGUCACUUCCGGUUUCGCGGGUGACGUCACUUCCGGUUUUUCGGCCGGCUGGAACGCACGCUGAAACGCGGCGUUCAGGAUGUAGAUUGUUAUGAUUAAGUCCCCAUAGCAACCUUAGCCUCCAUAUUUGCAAAAUAUCAUAAUAGAAUAAGAAAAAACACAAAUUAAAGAUAUAAUCUAUAUAUAGCAUACACAAUACAGAUAUUUGAUAGCUAUCAUCAAUCUCUUUAUAUCUAGAGAAAAAUUUAAAGAUGUAUAAGAUAAUCUAUUCUUAGAAAAAUUAGAAAAAUUAUACAAUGCAAUAUGUGGCCAUAGAACUCCCCACAUAAAUACCAAUUAGACAAGAAGCAAGUAUAACCUUCUAAAUCUAAUAGUUCAAAUAAAGUAAAUACUAUAAACAAUAUAUAGAUCCUAUAAAAAAUGUAUAAACUCAAAAUCUAAAUUCAAUCCCUUCGGGGAUAGGGUAUUAACAUCAAAAAUCCACUUACCCUCUAUCUUCGCUAGCUCUUUAACAUUAUUAUCUCCCCUCCAAUUCUUAAAUUUCUUAAAAAUAACAGUAUAUGACAGUAGGGAGGAAUCCCCACCAUGUUUCUCAGUGAAGUGUGCCGAUACACUAUGUUUCAUAUACCCCCUCUGGAUAUUACCCACAUGCUCCGCAACCCUGGUUUUAAAUGCCCUGGUGGUCAUUCCAAUGUAUUGCAGACCACAUGGGCACCAGAGGAGGUAUAUGACAUUAGUGGAAUUACAGGUUAGAACCUGAUGAAUUUUAAAUGUGCGAUUAGUAGAGUGAGAGGUAAAUUCUGUCUGUUUAUGUUUAUCAAAUAUUGUUCUCUUACAGGCUAGACAGGAUAUGCAGGGAUAAAAACCCUUUUCUAGUCCAAAGAAGUUUUUCUCUUCCCCUUUAUCCCUAAUAAAACUUGUAGUUAGAUGUUGUUUUAAGUUUUUUGCCCCUCUAUAAAUAAUACGUGGCCUAUCACCAAUAAUUUCUCUCAGAUUCGGAUCUAGUUUAAGGAUACGCCAGUGUCUAUUAAUAAUAUGCUUAAUUUGCUUGGCAUCUUCACUAUAAUUCAAAAUAAUUGGUACCUGGUCUGCACCCUUCUUCUCCUCCCUAGGUAUCCUUUUCUUCAGAACCUUACUUCGGUCCAUCUUCUUAAUGGAAUUAAUACAACUAUCCAAUUCCUUGGCGUCAUAUUUCUUCUCUACAAACCUGUCCUUCAAGCAAACUGCCUGUUCCUCAAACACUUCAGCAUCACUACAGUUCCUAAACAGCCUAAGGAACUGGCCCUUAGGAAUGCUUCGUAACCAGGAUUCAUAGUGGCAACUGGACGUUUCUAUGUAACCAUUGACGUCGACCUUCUUAAAGAAAGUCUUGGUCUUAAUCCCUUCAUUGUCUACAUAGAUAUUCAAGUCCAGGAAGUUAAUAUUGGAUGCACUAUACUCACUUGUCAAUUUAAUGUCUGGAUGCUGAAGGUUCAAGAAUUCCAAAAAUGGCCGCAGUGAUUCUACAUCUCCGCGCCAGAUGAAAAAAAUAUCGUCUAUAAAACGACGAUAAAGGACCAGGUUACGCGCCCAGCUACCUUCCUCCGUUAAAAACGGGUUUUCCCAAUGCGCCAUAAAUAAGUUAGCGUAGCUGGGCGCGAACCUGGUCCCCAUCGCAGUUCCCUUAAGUUGCAAGAAAAAUUUGUGGUCAAACCAAAAGUAGUUGUUACAGAGGAUAAGUCGAAUUCCGUCUAGGAUAAAUUUAACCUGCAAUUCUUUCAAUUCACUCUGAUUUUUAAGGAAAUGUUCAAUUGCUUCACAGCCAGAUAAGUGUGGUAUACUUGUAUAUAGACUUGAAACGUCACAAGUCACCAAUAGCAUAUUAUUAUCCCAUCUGAUCUCUUUAAGGGGGUCCAACAGUGACAUAGAGUCGCGCAGGUAGGAUGGUUGUACAACCACCAAGGGUUGUAGUUGUUUGUCUAUAUAUUCUGACAAAUUACUCAAAAGCGACCCCACCCCUGACACUAUAGGCCUGCCUGGCGGGUUCUCCUCACUUUUAUGUAUCUUAGGCAGGGUGUAAAAUACCGGGGUCCUACCUAUGACAGAGUCCAAAUAUUGGAACUCGUCCCUAUUUAGGAUCCCCAGUACCCUACCCCUGCCCAAAAGGGAUGCAUAUUCUUUUUUAAUCUGUCCAAUGGGGUCACUUUUUAGUUCUUUAUAUGUGCUUUGGUCGUCCAAUUGCCUAUAGAUUUCCUUCAUAUAUUGAUCUCUACUUUGUAUGACCACCCCACCCCCUUUGUCGGCGGGUUUUAUAAUUAUUUCUUUAUUUGUCUGAAGUUCCUUUAACGCUUUCCUUUGAAAGGGGGAGGAUACUAAAUCAAUAGGUAUCUUUAACCUAACAGAUAUGAUCCUUACAAAAUCUCAAAUUGAAGUUUUAAAAAAGGGAUUCAAAUUUGUUCCAUCAGAAUUUAAUAAGCCAUUUGACACAUUUAUCGAUAUUAACAAAUUUACUCGGAAAAUGUGUAUUAAAUUAUUUUUUGACAAGAUAUCCCCUUUAGAGCCUCUAAAAGGCCCCCAAGAGUUCCAUCAUACUCAGCUUAAGAAGACAUCCACAUUCUUUCCUAGACACCUAAUAAAUGGGGGAAUGAAGGUAUUUGAGCGUCUAGUGAUGGAUGAUGUGAGAAAUUUAAAUAAUAAUAGUAAGAGGAAAUAUAAAAGGGAUAAUUUGGAUUUCUAUCAAAGGAAAGCGUUAAAGGAACUUCAGACAAAUAAAGAAAUAAUUAUAAAACCCUCCGACAAAGGGGGUGGGGUGGUCAUACAAAGUAGAGAUCAAUAUAUGAAGGAAAUCUAUAGGCAAUUGGACGACCAAAGCACAUAUAAAGAACUAAAAAGUGACCCCAUUGGACAGAUUAAAAAAGAAUAUGCAUCCCUUUUGGGCAGGGGUAGGGUACUGGGGAUCCUAAAUAGGGACGAGUUCCAAUAUUUGGACUCUGUCAUAGGUAGGACCCCGGUAUUUUACACCCUGCCUAAGAUACAUAAAAGUGAGGAGAACCCGCCAGGCAGGCCUAUAGUGUCAGGGGUGGGGUCGCUUUUGAGUAAUUUGUCAGAAUAUAUAGACAAACAACUACAACCCUUGGUGGUUGUACAACCAUCCUACCUGCGCGACUCUAUGUCACUGUUGGACCCCCUUAAAGAGAUCAGAUGGGAUAAUAAUAUGCUAUUGGUGACUUGUGACGUUUCAAGUCUAUAUACAAGUAUACCACACUUAUCUGGCUGUGAAGCAAUUGAACAUUUCCUUAAAAAUCAGAGUGAAUUGAAAGAAUUGCAGGUUAAAUUUAUCCUAGACGGAAUUCGACUUAUCCUCUGUAACAACUACUUUUGGUUUGACCACAAAUUUUUCUUGCAACUUAAGGGAACUGCGAUGGGGACCAGGUUCGCGCCCAGCUACGCUAACUUAUUUAUGGCGCAUUGGGAAAACCCGUUUUUAACGGAGGAAGGUAGCUGGGCGCGUAGCCUGGUCCUUUAUCGUCGUUUUAUAGACGAUAUUUUUUUCAUCUGGCGCGGAGAUGUAGAAUCACUGCGGCCAUUUUUGGAAUUCUUGAACCUUCAGCAUCCAGACAUUAAAUUGACAAGUGAGUAUAGUGCAUCCAAUAUUAACUUCCUGGACUUGAAUAUCUAUGUAGACAAUGAAGGGAUUAAGACCAAGACUUUCUUUAAGAAGGUCGACGUCAAUGGUUACAUAGAAAUGUCCAGUUGCCACUAUGAAUCCUGGUUACGAAGCAUUCCUAAGGGCCAGUUCCUUAGGCUGUUUAGGAACUGUAGUGAUGCUGAAGUGUUUGAGGAACAGGCAGUUUGCUUGAAGGACAGGUUUGUAGAGAAGAAAUAUGACGCCAAGGAAUUGGAUAGUUGUAUUAAUUCCAUUAAGAAGAUGGACCGAAGUAAGGUUCUGAAGAAAAGGAUACCUAGGGAGGAGAAGAAGGGUGCAGACCAGGUACCAAUUAUUUUGAAUUAUAGUGAAGAUGCCAAGCAAAUUAAGCAUAUUAUUAAUAGACACUGGCGUAUCCUUAAACUAGAUCCGAAUCUGAGAGAAAUUAUUGGUGAUAGGCCACGUAUUAUUUAUAGAGGGGCAAAAAACUUAAAACAACAUCUAACUACAAGUUUUAUUAGGGAUAAAGGGGAAGAGAAAAACUUCUUUGGACUAGAAAAGGGUUUUUAUCCCUGCAAAUCCUGUCUAGCCUGUAAGAGAACAAUAUUUGAUAAACAUAAACAGACAGAAUUUACCUCUCACUCUACUAAUCGCACAUUCAAAAUUCAUCAGGUUCUAACCUGUAAUUCCACUAAUGUCAUAUACCUCCUCUGGUGCCCAUGUGGUCUGCAAUACAUUGGAAUGACCACCAGGGCAUUUAAAACCAGGGUUGCGGAGCAUGUGGGUAAUAUCCAGAGGGGGUAUAUGAAACAUAGUGUAUCUGCACACUUCACUGAGAAACAUGGUGGGGAUUCCUCCCUACUGUCAUAUACUGUUAUUUUUAAGAAAUUUAAGAAUUGGAGGGGAGAUAAUAAUGUUAAAGAGCUAGCGAAGAUAGAGGGUAAGUGGAUUUUUGAUGUUAAUACCCUAUCCCCGAAGGGAUUGAAUUUAGAUUUUGAGUUUAUACAUUUUUUAUAGGAUCUAUAUAUUGUUUAUAGUAUUUACUUUAUUUGAACUAUUAGAUUCAGAAGGUUAUACUUGCUUCUUGUCUAAUUGGUAUUUAUGUGGGGAGUUCUAUGGCCACAUAUUGCAUUGUAUAAUUUUUCUAAUUUUUCUAAGAAUAGAUUAUCUUAUACAUCUUUAAAUUUUUCUCUAGAUAUAAAGAGAUUGAUGAUAGCUAUCAAAUAUCUGUAUUGUGUAUGCUAUAUAUAGAUUAUAUCUUUAAUUUGUGUUUUUUCUUAUUCUAUUAUGAUAUUUUGCAAAUAUGGAGGCUAAGGUUGCUAUGGGGACUUAAUCAUAACAAUCUACAUCCUGAACGCCGCGUUUCAGCGUGCGUUCCAGCCGGCCGAAAAACCGGAAGUGACGUCACCCGCGAAACCGGAAGUGACGCGACGCCGGUACGAAAUUGGAUCCAGGUGAAUGGGACAGAUAAGGCUUAUAAAAGAAGACUCAAUAGGACAUGAAGACAAGCACUGGAGGAAGGCUGUUGGCCGAAACGCGUCUGCUUCAAUCUUCUGCAUUUGUAUUUGUUAUUUUAUGUGUAUUUCUGUCACUCUGGGCUACUAUACAGAUAGGGGUAAGUGGAAUUCCAUUAUUGUUUUAUAUAUAUCCUUGUCUGUUUUGGGUUCCACCCCCAUAGUGCCCAGCAGUGUAUACACUUUUUUAUAUAUUUUUAUAAAUAAAUAUAUUUUAUAUUUAACCUUUGGAGUCUCAUCUAUUUGGACCACCUGGAUCGUUAGCCAGUUAUUGGCACCCCUGAGCCUGCUAUACAGAGCCUGGUACGGCUCUGGAGAAUGUGAGUGAGAAUCACAUACCUAUUUAUCACUUAUUUAUUAUCAUACAGUUUGCACUAUGUUUUUUAUGUUUUUUCUAUUUUAGUUUAUACCCCAAUCAAGUUCUACGCUGUUUACAUUACAGUCCAGUUCUAUAUUGGUAAUAUCACUUAUUUUUGUGGUGAUCACAUUGGGGAGGUGUAUAUACUGGUAUUUGUCUCUUUUUAUUGUAAUACAGGUAUAUGUUUGUAUGUUGUAAAAUAUUCUAUAUUUUGGAAAUGUCUCUUACAUGCAAUUCAUACUGAGGUGGGGUUGGUCUUGAGUGACAUGAACAGAUGACAAUAUGUGUUGUAAGCUCUUCUCUAUUUCUGAGUGUCCAUGGAACUUGGGAUGACCUAAUAGGGUUAUUAGAAUUGCCAACAAGCAUAUUGUAUCUAUAGCAUUGACUUUGUAAUGCUUACACAGCCAUUUUGGUGGUAUAUAUGUAGAAUGUAUUAGCUAUGUGAGAGGGCGUCUAGGAGAAUGAGACACAGACACGGAGACACAGAACACCAAGGCAGAGUGUCUUCACACUCUGAAUGUCCAGCAUGUACCAUCAGCUGUGAGAGUGUCCUCACACUCAGAAUGUCCAGCAUGUACCAUCAGCUGUGAGAGUGUCUCCACACUCUGAAUGUCCAGCAUGUACCAUCAGCUGUGAGAGUGUCUCCACACUCUGAAUGUCCAGCAUGUACCAUCAGCUGCGAGAGUGUCUCCACACUCUGAAUGUCCAGCAUGUACCAUCAGCUGCGAGAGUGUCCUCACACUCUGAAUGUCCAGCAUGUACCAUCAGCUGUGAGAGUGUCUCCACACUCUGAAUGUCCAGCAUGUACCAUCAGCUGUGAGAGUGUCUCCACACUCUGAAUGUCCAGCAUGUACCAUCAGCUGUGAGAGUGUCUCCCACUCUGAAUGUCCAGCAUGUACCAUCAGCUGUGAGAGUGUCUCCACACUCUGAAUGUCCAGCAUGUACCAUCAGCUGUGAGAGUGUCCUCACACUCUGAAUGUCCAGCAUGUACCAUCAGCUGUGAGAGUGUCUCCACACUCUGAAUGUCCAGCAUGUACCAUCAGCUGUGAGAGUGUCCUCACACUCUGAAUGUCCAGCAUGCACCAUCAGCUGUGAGAGUGUCCUCACACUCUAAAUGUCCAGCAUGUACCAUCAGCUAUUAACCUAUUUAACAUCAACGACAUUGUAAGUACUGACUUUGCAUUUGCGAAGCAAGAAGAGUAAAUCUCUUUUAUAAGAAAAGCCAGGAAAGUCUGAUUGCGUUAUAUUUUUAAGUGACAAUGAAGAACUAUGAUUUGCAUGAUACAAGGCGAGCCACCCAACAAUAAGAAAGAAGAAUUUACAUACACUGCCGGGCUCUGGGGAGAGGAAGAGGUUAAACUUACCUCUUUCUCCAGCGCCGGGUGGGGAGCUCUCCUCCUCCUCUCCUCCCUCUUCACCUCCUCUUCGGCUGAAUGCGCAUGCGCGGCAGGAGCCGCGCGUGCAUUCAGCCAGUCCACAGGAAAGCAUUCACAAUGCUUUCCUAUGGACGCUGGUGUGUAUGUGUGUGUAACUUUAGUUCCUUUAGUUCAGCUGGCUGAAGUUGGUGUGCGAGGUCGGCAGCAGCUCACUCGCCGGGGCUGCCUCUCUCUAUUCCGCUCGGCGCGCUCUAUGUCUGGGAAGAAGUGACAGGCUGUACUACAGGGGUCUGGACGCGAUCUUAAACGACUACAGCUCCUGACCAGGUCCCUGUUCAGCAAUACUCAAUGGGCAAAUCGGGGCAAAACCCCAAUUUUGUUCUCACAGAAUCCUAGGAAACAUUGGGAAACACUGCCUUACACCCACAGAUCCUUCCACUACUGGUCAAGGUCUCGAGAGAGUCCUUCUUCUCCAGGUUGUGGAUGGUCAUGGAUAAUAUCCUUGUGGGUUCCCAGUUCAGAUGAAGAGCAGCUAUCAGAGACACCACUUUUUUUUAUUUGGGUGAGAAGAUGGUUUUGCUGUGAAAUUCUGUGUCAAAAGUUCUCACAUAUGGCUUUGAAUGCUGCACUGAAUCUUGCUUCCUAACCCCACUGCAAUUCCUCCACUGCAGGACCCUGCAAGACUGCUACGGAAGUCAUCUUAAAUCGGACAUGUGAAGUUGGAGUAUCCAUGCAAGAGAGUCGCUGGGUAGGGAACAAGCUUUAGAUUAGGCAUCACCAAUGGAGACCGGGAUGUCAGAGAAAAGGCAGUGUUUACAUUACAUUACUGGAACAUGUGGCCACUCCUCAGUGCCAAGUUCAGCACUGUUCAUGGAGACACUGAACUUUCCCCACAGAUAUGCAUCGAUUCAAUGCAUCUCUAUUAGGAAAUGCUGAUGGCAAGGGCGGUGUUUGGUUCUAACCCAGUCUCGACUUCUUGGCUGAGAUCAUCAAAAUGUCCUAUAGGAAAGCACUGGAUUGGCCGAGAUCAUCAAUCCUGAUUAUGUCAGCCAAGGAGGCAGAUCAGAGACGGGGCGAGGCACAAGGAGCCCUGUGUAACGCUGGAAAAAGGUGAAUAAAUCACCCUUUUAACUUGAAGUGAGGAGGGCCAACCACGUAAACAAUAGUUUUAGAACUAUAAUAGUACUGCUUUAACAGAUGCUUUCUGUUAGCAUCACAGCUUCGGAACUCUAAAAUAUUGUAGGUUAUGUUUUUACAGUGUCAUGUAACAUCAAAGCCAAGGCCUUUAAAAGGUAGUUUGUAUUGUUUGCUAUUGUGUUUGGUCUUUUCUGUGUUCCUAAUUUCUGAUAUUAGAAACAGCUUGUUCUCAUAUCCGGAGUGGCAUGUUGUUCAUGGGUAGAGAAGAGUCGACAUAAAAUGAAGAACAGUGAUAUGCAAUUACAUCCCCUGUUAGAGUAGGGUUAUAGAGUUUUGUUUUCGGCCCAAGACCCAGGGGUUUCUGGAACAUAGCAACACCCCUGAUUGUCCAUAAUUAUGCUAAGGAUACAUCAUAUAAAUAAUUAUAGAAACAAACACAUAUGUUGCUUGAAAAUCAAAUGCAAUUAAAAACAAACACCUACCUUCUGUGUUCUUGCUGGAAGGUACAAGUGGCUUAAGUGGGAUAAUGAUGUUAUCAGGACUAAGUCCAUCUUUGUUGUGAUUUUCUGAGACAUGUAGCAAGAGCUCCGAGUGGUUUGGAGAAAACAAGUUACACAGCUUACACAUAAAAAUGGAGCUUGUCCCUAAAAUACAAAAAAAAAAAAAAUACAAAUAUAAUAUUCCAAUUAGCACGUGCAUAUUUACAUAUACAACAGUAUAUUGCACAUCUGAAGAACAUGGCAUGUAUUUAUGAUAUAUAUCGGCAGAUUGUUAAAUCUGGGACACAUAUAUAUUUUUAUUUUUUUACUCCACUUUUUUUUGUUAUUUCAAAUUUUGUUCAUUGCUCAAUUAAAAACAGAUGAUAGGAUUUUUGAAAACCAAGUCGAGUCCCUUGUUCUCCGAUACAGCAGUCCUAGUGUUUUUGGGAACUAAAGUGCACAAUUGGAUGGGGAAAUAUAGUCUAGAAGACUUAAUGGAACCUUCCACUAGGUUUGACUGUACGGUAGGUGAUGUUGUAAUUGGUAUUACAGAGCAGCACUUGAUUUAAAAAAAGUCUCAUUCUUAGUAUUCAUUCUUAGUUGUAAUAAUUGUAAUAUUUGCAAGCAGAUUUCAUUUUUAGAAUAAUAACUUUUCAGAUUAGUUUGACAGUUAUAUCAUUAAUAAUUUUCUUAUAUAAAAUUAGAAAUACAUACAUAAUGAUGAAAUCAUUGCAAAUCUGCAGUUUAAUAGGAUAAUUACUUAUAUUUGAAGAACAACUUAAAUUGUUUUAUUGAACCUCCAUGAUACCAUUAUAUAGCAUACAUAUUCAUGUAUUUGCUUGAACAUCUAUGUUUGUUCACUGAAAUGAUUAAACAAGAUAGGUAGAUAUAUAUACACACACACCAUAUAUACUCGAGUAUAUGUCGACCCGAAUAUAAGUCGAGACCCCUAAUUUUACCCCCCAAAAAUGGGAAAACUUAUUGACUCGAGUAUGAGACUAGGGUGGGAAAUGCAGCAGCUACUGGUAAAUUUCUAAAUAAAAUUAGAUCCCCCAAAAAUUAUAUUAAUUGAAUAUUUAUUUACAUAUUUGUGUAUAUAAUGAAUGCAGAGUGUGUGUGUGUUUGUGUGUGUGUGUAUGAAUGCAGUGUGUGUGUGUAUAAUGCAGUGUGUGUAUAUGAUGCAGAGUGUGUUUGUGUAUGUGAUGCAGAGUGUGUAACCUUGGUGGGGGGGUGGGCAUUUUUUAUUAUUUUUUUAAUUAUUAUUAUUUUAAUAUUUUUAAAAAUUCUCUUUUUUUUAUAUUAUUAAAAUGUUUUUUGUUUUUUUUAAUAUUCAAAAAACUUGUAUUUAUUUAUUUUUUGUCCCCCCUCCCUGCUUGAUACAUGGCCAGGGAGGGGGGCUAUAUUAUUCCCUGGUGGUCGAGUGGAUGGGCUGUGCAGGAAGGGGGCUGGGAGCAAGCUGUUCCUUACCUUUACAGCAGCUCCUGUCAGCUCCCUUCUCCUCUGUGCCGUUCAGCUCCAGUGCCUGGCGGUCGUGGUCUGUAUUAUGGCAAUGUAAGUUGCCAUGAUACAGACACUGACUCGAGUAUAAGACGAGUGGGGCUUUUUCAGCACAAAAAAUGUGCCAAAAACUUGUCUUAUACUCGAUUAUAUAAACUUAAACUGCAAUCGUUUGCCCUCAUAGCUGAGUCCCUUCUGGAGAACGUCAGAAGUCAGAUCAUCCAAAUCAAAUUCUUUGUAAUCCAUGCCAAAACUAAUCGAUCUGUCCAGGAUUUACUUGUAGAGUCAUAUCCAAUGAAUAAGAAUCCAUAAAUAAAUUCCGGGCAAAUUGAUCAGUUCGGCAUGGAUUUAAAGACAUUUGAUAUGGAUGAAUGGCAUGGAAUGGAAUUUUGCACAAGUUUAGUCAUCGCUGGGGUAACAGAAAUGGUGAAGUAAAACUCAUUUAUUAUACCACACAAUUUUAUUUAUGACUGUUUUCUUAAGACAUUUAUUGUAUUUUGCACUAAGAUGCACCAGAAAUCUGGAUUUUCUAGGAACGAGACAGAUAGAAAAUAGAGGUAAAGUAAUUUAGGCACUAAUGAUUAACACUUUGGAGGUAUGCUGUAACGGAGAAAGUCAAUGCAUGAAGAUAUAAACAACAGGUCAUAAAAUUUUAAGGCAUUGGUUUAUCGUGAAAUGUUUUACCAAGUACAACACGACUGGAUGUCUGUAGUUAAAAAGAUGUUUUUUCUGCCACAUUACGAAAUGUGUCACUAUGCUAAGGUAUAGAAAUUAUUCCUUACACAACAGGCUGGAUAGGAACAGACAGCUUAAUCUGUGUGUGUACUCAAGCAAAGUUCUUUAGAUUCUACAGGAUGGAAAGUGAAUAAACUGAAUUUGACUAAUUACGUGGAAAAUUUAACCAUUUUAACUAAAAUAGGAGGCAAUCCUAACACCCAGGAAAACAAAAUACAGGAAAGAAAGUUUUUUUGAUUGCACAUAUUAUCUAAAUUCUAAGUCACUUCUGAUGCUUUUUGAUGAUAACAUAGCUACAUGUAAUAAUAAUACUGAAUUAUUUAGCCUGGAAGGAUACAUUUAGCUUUCACAAUUUUUCAAGUAUGUCCUGGGGGUUAGACGUGCUACUCAAUGGUAUUUUACUGGAUAAGGAAAUAAAGGUAAACGUCUACUAAAGGCUCGGAAGAUGGAAUAUUCACCCCUGAAUUAUCUCAUAAGCAGUAUGUGUAUUCACAGGUUAUAUUAUUUCACUAGCUGAACAGCCACAUAAUCAAUAUCAUGUACAUAGUAAUUUAAUCAGAUACAUGUCUCUUUACUUCUUCACUACAGAGUUUAUAGACUUCUCAAAGCAUAAAAAAGUUGUGUUACCCUAUCUAUAGAUGCCACCUCGGAUGCAAGGUUUUAGAGGGUGGCAUUUACCUACGUUAACUCCCUUAACAAUCUGCUCUUGCCGCCAGUCCACCUCUUCAGCUGAGAUCAUCAAAUUUUAUUAAGUCAGACAAACCAAUGAUUCCCCAUAAAGAGACUAGUGUGUGUAUGAGACAAAACUCUUUUUGACUCUGUUAAGAAGGUGGAAGCUCUACAAAACAUCAAUGUUUUACAUCGGAUGGUUAAAAUGACGGGACCAUUGCACGCAGACCACUUCAUUAAGAUGAAGUAGUCUGGGUGACUUUAAUGGUUCUUGAAUUUUUUGUAUAUUUUAAAAAAUAUUUGGGGUAAGAGAAAAUGUCCACUCUCCACUUUACCAAUUCGGAACCUGAAGUUGAUUUGUAAUGUUAAGGAAAUGUUUGGAUAAUGCGAAGUGAUUGAAGAAAAAAAAAAAGAAGGACUUAACAUAUAAAUGGAAUUGAGACCCCCUUCAGUGGGCAACAAUGCAAAUCAUGCAGCACGACCGUGUACAAGUGCUAUGGAACACAGCCAGUGAGCUUGCAAUCUAAAGAAGAUUUUUCAAAUACAUACUGCACAGUCGGUGACAUCAUUCAUGCGUUACUCACACUCUUCAGAUGAAAUGUCCUGGAAAGAGCUGGGGAGACAGAAAUAGUGCAAUUCUUUCUCCCCAGCACUUCUGCCAGUAUAUCACUAUUAGCAGAGGACUAGAUUAUUAGUGAAACUCACAUCAAUAAAACUGGGACAUGUAUGUAGGUACUGCUCUAAGAUUAAAUGAUUUAUUCACUUACUCUAUCACUAAAAUUAAAAACUAACCUCAGCCCUACAAAAUGAUUUAAUAUAAAAAGACACUUAGUGGCGAUGCAUGUUAUAGUGGAAAUAAUGCUAUUACAGUCCUGAAGACAUUCAUAACCCAUUAAAUCUUCUGUAGAAACACAGAAGCCAACAAUAUUUGUUUAAUUAUUUUUCUAUCAUUGGAUUCAUGGAAACGUUUUCUUAUAAGGGUUGUUUAUUUUUGUGUUGUUUCUUUUAAUUGCAAGCAUUUUUACAAUGUUUAUAUUGAAGGGUUACUUCAAGCAGCAUGACCACUUCAGUGAUUUGAAGUGCUCAUGGUGCCUGUAUGCUAUAUGUGCAGUUUAUCACUACGAAACAAUGUAUACAUAAUUUACCUCCACCUCCGGCAGAGUCAUUGUUUUGUCGUCAGCCAGCCCAGAACAAGAGUUCCAGGAUGGCUACUGUCAAUUCUGUGCAAAUUUACUUGCACAGAAUGUCAUUCAUUGGCUGAGAACAGUCAGCUGACACUUUCAGAAAAUGGAUGCUGGCAGACAUUGCUUCUAGCUCCUGCAGCUCUGUGGUUAUGCGAGGCUCCAAUGCCUUUUUCUUUAUAGCUUUUAUUAGUGAUGGCUGGGUGUAUUGACAAAACGGUAGCUCCGCCUGUUGUCAAGUUUUUUUCAAGUAGAGGGAAAAUACCCAAGUCACAUUAGUCCUGGCCUUGUCCUAUGAUAUAUUUUGACAUUGUUAGAAUUUCGGUAAAAUUUUACAGAAACUGCAAUGUUUUCAUUGCGGGGUUAAGACUGUCUCUAGUGGCUGGUCCCCUCGCAAUGACGUUGGAGAAGGCAGAGUAAUGAACCCAGUUAGCGUUUAAAGGGUUAUUUAACAUUUUCAUUGCAGUGAGGGGAGGGGCAGCACAGUAGCAGAGUUUUUUUUUUUCUUCUAACACUAUAGUGCUCCUUUAACCCCUUAAGGACCACACUUCUGGAAUUAAAGGGAAUCAUGACAUGUCACACAUGUCGUGUGUCCUUAAGGGGUUAAACAGUCUUAAAUCAUUUACAAUAAAUAGGAUGUGUAUAUCUCACAGUAACGGAAAAGAUAAGUAGAGACAAAAUAGUUGAUAGAGAACAAAUAAUUUCUGCCACAAGGUGAGUAUGACAUGAGAAGGUUGUAAUGUAUGAUAUUAUUAAAUCAGCUAUUCCUGAAAAAAACUGAAAAAGGGGAAAACCAGUGAACCAACUAAAACAACAGCAUCGUAGCAUAAUGUGAGUGGGAUUUUACUGUUUGUGUUUUUAAUAUGUGAAAACCCCAUCUAUUACGAGGGAAGAAGACACAGCGAAGCAGAGAAUUGGCUAUCUAAAUUAUCUGUGACCAGUAAGCUUCCGAGAAACUAACCGUGCAAAGUCUAAGCCAGAAUACCAACUGAAUGCUAUACAUCAAAAUAAGCAAAACAGCAGGACCCAGCUGCUUCGUCUGCUCGCCGACUGCUUAAAUAUGUUCAAUCAAAAUGACAAGAGAUUCAAGGACAGGGUCACUUGUUUCCUGUUCGAAAUGCAUACAGGAUAAUAGAGGUAACAGUGUUUUUAUGUGAUACACUGUAUGAUAUCAGUUCAAGCUUGAUUUAAAGGGACAGUGAACUAGGAGUGUAUAAAGCGCAAAGUAAAUUGUUGGGCACGUCAAGUAAAACUACUUCAUUAAGGUAAAGUUGAUUUGAUGCCUACAGUAUCCCUUUAAUUCCAUCAAAGGUACAGGAAUGAGUGGAAAUUUAUUGCACGGUACCCUGUAAGAUUUAUAACUUUAUAUGACAGGCCUGGAAGAGAGACAAAAGCAAGACAGUGAAGGCAGAAGAUGGGAGACAAGUUUAUUUGUUAAAUGUCCUUAAAGUUUUUUUUUUUUAAAGGGUUUCUUAGAGCAAUAGAGUCAGGGAGGGAUGAAGAAUGGGGCAGCCUUGAAGACAUUUUGAAGGUAAGAGUUUGCCCUGUAGGUGCAAUCACACGUCUUUGAUAGAGCAGAGGCUACAAUGGGAAAGGGGGGUAAUAAUUAUUAGGGAUGUUUUGCAGAUUGGGGAAUCCUAUAUUUCCUAUCCUUCCUAUAUUUGAUUCUCCUAUUGUUAAAAAAUAUAUAGAUGAGGGCUGCUGAUUAUUAUAUAAUAGCUUGCGUUUAGCAGGAUGCAUUCAUCAAGGAGGCAUUCACUUUGAGGAGUGAUGCACUGUGCAUAUCGUAGUCAUGUGUGUACUUGGAUGCAGGUCUAGCAUCAUAUCUUCUCCAUAUGGGCAGCAGACCAUUGGUUUCGUGCCCAGCCAUUGUUUUAAAUUGCACAGUCACAUCCUGUCUUGGUCCCACUUCAGUCUAGUAGUACCCAAGAGUUCCCUCACAUCAAUUUGUCUUAUUUUUUAUAUUUCAGAAGAAUAUAUCUGGAGCUUGUGUCCUCAUGCUAUAUAUGAGAAUUUCUAAAUAAUUGUUCUUAUGGCUUGGAGUAUAUGACUGUGUCCUAUGGAUUUUCGACUGCCAGCUUUCCUGGGACUGGUGUUCUUUUCCACUUCAUAUUGACACCUUGACUUUUGACCUUGAAUUGUCAAUUAGCUCCAGCUUUCCUGUUCGUACCAGUAAGAGACUCCAUCAACCUCAACACUGAAGAACCAACACGCUCCUCACUAUCAAUGCCAGAUUGACCCCCAAAGGUGACAUGUCCGAGUAGGGUCUGGUGGUCGCGGGUUACAAUGGAAAGAAGCUUUACUUACCAUAUUGCCAUAUUCUUCUUGUAGAUCGUCUCUAGCUGCUGGUGCUCAUGACAGCUCAUAACAGCACAGCCCUAAGGUCUAUGAAGGUACAUGCAUAGACCAUGCCUAAAUACCUCAGCUGUCACUUGUGAUGGCUGUUUGCAUAGGACAAAAAUUAAUGGUGCAGCACCAAGUUCUGUCAACCUCAAGCUUGCCCAUAUGACAAACUAAUCUGUACUUUGCAUUACUGUGACUUGCCCAUAUGACAAAGUAAUAUGUACUUUGCCUCACGGUAUCUUUGGAUUGCAUUGUGUGACAACCUUCUGGUCGGUUUGCUUAGAAAAGAACUCAGUUUCAGUGGAACUACAACUCCUUGCAGACAUGACCUUCCCAGGUGCACAAGAGUGAUAAGGGAACCUUGGAGAUCUAUGAGGGCAUGCGUGACUUUCUUUACAGAAGAAGCGAAUAAGCCAGAAGGGAGCAGACAGGAAGCAGUGUCAGGAAGUCCGAUGGCUGGCAGCAAAGGAGCGAAGUGUCAAGCCCAAGGUCACAAGUAGGAAGCAGGAUGCCAAAGGCCUCAAAGGGUCAAAGUCAAAGUCAAAGUUGAGAAAUUUAACAGGAAUCAGGAACAAAAACUGUGAUCAGGAGCCAGGAACACGAACCGGGAACAAAAACCAGGAUCAGGAAUGGAUCAGAAACCAGGAUGCUAGGAGACUGGGGAAAGCACCAGAACAACUGAGAACUGACCACGUGCAGUGCUUGGCUAUUUAUAGGGAGAGGAAAUCAUGUUACCAGCCCCCAACCACUGCAGGCAUAGUCCCCAUUGACUACAAAGGAGGGGAUAGAACUUAGCUAUUCCACAGUCCCUUCUCUCUGCCUCGCCAGUCCCUCCUCCCCCGGCCCUCCCCAAUCCUCUAUGUAUGCCUCAUAGCGGCACCUAGGCGAAAGUGUGCAUGGACAGCAGGCAUCAGAGCAAGCAGGGAAAGAGGAAGGAGGAAGGAGCGGGCACCCGAGCCUUCCAUUAGAACACCGCGGGCGCACCGGGCAGGUAAGCGUCGGCCGUAACAUGUUGGACUUUCAAUGAAAUUCCAACACAGCUUUAGUAUUUCAUCAGUAUUCUAUCUAUAAAAUACUGACAUGACACGGACAGUGCUGCUUAAAUCAGAGGGAAUAAAACUAGACUAGAGGACAGUGACACAGACUUCUCUCACGUAACUUACAAGGCAAAUGAUGCAGCCACCUCUACACCCAUUGCAGCAACAUACACACACAGUGUAAAGCCCAUUUAUUGGCACUCCAUGCUGGAACUCGCAUUCAAUCAGAAAAUAGAGAGAGAUGUAGAAUAACUCUCUAUAUAAUUGAGAAUGGUUAUUGCUUGUGAUAUCACCUUGAGCUAAAAUAUAAAAUACCCAGAUUGUUGGAGAGGGUGAUUUCUACCAGAAAAGGACAUGUGCUGUUGUGUUAGUCUAGUUGGUGAAUGGUUUGACCUAUUUGUCAAAAGUGGCUGUAAUGUUUAAAUGAUGGCAUAUAUAGUCGUCGCUGGUGUCUCCACAUGCUCACUAUGGCCUUGAUUUAAUAUUUUUGAGUACGCUUCAAAAUCAUUUAAUCAAAGAUAACACCAAGACAGCGAGCUUGCAAGGACGGGCUGAUGCGGGUACCAUCAACUUGCAGGGAGAGUGACAGAGAAGGCUAACAAUAAACAUAUAUAUAUCUCCAACAAAAAGAGGAUUUAAAAAAAUAAUACAAUAUCAUCUUGAAUUAAAAUAAAAUAUAUAGAAUCUAUGUUUUCAUUUCCAUCUUCCUUAGCAGCAAACACACAAACAAAAAAUAUAAAAAGCACUUUUUUUCUAUCUCAUAAUAAUAUUAAAUAGAGUGGUUUUUUUUUUGUUUUGCCUCCAACUGAUUUGUUUCAAAUAAAAAGAUUCUAAAAACACUUCAAUGUAUGAAAGAAUACAUGUUUCCUGGCAACCAACACACAUUCUUUAUGGCCCAGCGCUAUCAUAUAUUCAUGAAAUGUGAUCCAUAAGCCUCCUACAAAGGGAUUUAUGUUACAAUAUUCACAAGCUAUUAGCAAAUGAGUUCCCUGACACUGUGAAAGUACAUUCCUAAUAUAGGCCACUAUAAUGUCGAAUAAAUUACCAUGUGUUCCAUGAGAUUGGGGAGAUUUAUCAUUCGAAUGAUACUGACUGCAAAUUGAAGCAGAGUUUCAUCAUACAUUUGAGGCCUAACUGGAUUUCAGAGGGGCUAGAUAUCAAUAUAGUGCGACGUGACGGCUCGGUUUCAAAUUGGUGUCAAUUACAAAAUAUAUGAAAGGCUGCAAGGAACCAAGAAAUCUUAUUCUCGUUACUUCUGUUCCUGGACUGAUUUUUCACUUCUCGACUGUCCUGUGUGUUGGAAACGGCUCUGAUAAAUAAUUAAAGUCUCAAUUAACAGGGCUGAGUUUCAAUAGAUGCAAUAGAAAAUUGUAGAUAUAAAACAAAAAUAAAAGACACGUAUUUCAUUUUGAUACUGCUAAGAAUUACUUUUGUUUUCUGUAAUGUUAUUACAAACUAGAUGGGUUGGGUCAGAUUAACUAAUGGGAUACUCUAAUCACCAAAACUACUUCAUCUUAAUAUAGUGGUUUUGGUACUUAGACCCAAUCCAUCUUCUCUGAUAAUGUAAAACAGCAAUUGUAAACUUUGGGUCAGAAUACUUAAUGGGACACUGUAGACAUCCAGACCACUUCAGCUCAUUGAAGUGGUCUGGGUGCAACGUCCCAUGUCCCUUAACCCUACAGUGGUAUUUAUUGCAGUUUCUGAGAACUAGAGGGACUUCCGGAAUCCAAAUGGUUCUUUGGUCCGUUACCUGACGCUGGACAUCCUCACGCUUUGCAUGAGGACCUCCAGCGUCAGAUUUUUCCCCGUAGUGGGAAAUCCUAAUGCGUGCGCAGCCUGACCCGCUCCAAGGGACAUCGACGCUCGAUUCAGGUUUUAACCCCUUUAGCCACGCAGGAGAUGGGGUGUGAGGGAGGGGGGCACUGUAGAAUUCUAUAGAAUGUGACGGCAGAUAAGAACCAUUCGGCCCAUCUAGUCUGCCCAAUUUUCUAAAUACUUUCAUUACUCCCUAGUCUUAUCUUAUAGUUAGGAUAGCCUUAUGCCUAUCCCACGCAUGCUUAAACUCCUUUACUGUGUUAACCUCUACCACUUCAGCUGGAAGGCUAUUCCAUGCAUCCACUGCCCUCUCAGUAAAGUAAUACUUCCUGAUAUUAUUUUUAAACCUUUGUCCCUCUAAUUUAAGAUUAUGUCCUCUUGUUGUGGUAGUUUUUCUUCUUUUAAAUAUAGUCUCCUCCUUUACUGUGUUGAUUCCUUUAUAUAUUUAAAUGUUUCUAUCAUAUCCCCCCUGUCUCGUCUUUCCUCCAAGCUAUACAUGUUAAGAUCCUUUAACCUUUCUGGUAAGUUUUAUCCCGCAAUCCAUGAACCAGUUUAGUAGCCCUUCUCUGAACCCUCUCUAAGGUAUCAAUAUCCUUGUGAAGAUACGGUCUCCAGUACUGUGUACAAUACUCCAAGUGAGGUCUCACCAGUGUUCUGUAUAAUGGCAUGAGCACUUCCCUCUUUCUACUGCUAAUACCUCUCCCUAUACAACCAAGCAUUCUGCUAGCAUUUCUUGCUGCUCUAUUACAUUGUCUGCCUACCUUUAAGUCAUCAGAAAUAAUCACCCCUAAAUCCCUUUCCUCAUAUGUUGGGGUUAGAACUCUAUCAAAUAUUCUGUACUCUGCCCUUGGGUUUUUACGUCCAAGAUGCAUUAUCUUGCACUUAUCCACAUUAAAUGUCAGUUGCCACAAUUCUGACCAUUUUUCUAGUUUACCUAAAUCAUUUGUCAUUUGGCUUAUCCCUCCUGGAACAUCAACCCUGUUGCAUAUCUUAGUAUCAUCAGCAAAAAGACAUACCUUACCAUCAAGACCUUCUGCAAUAUCACUAAUAAUAAUAUUAAAGAGAAUGGGUCCAAGUACAGAUCCCUGAGGUACCCCACUGGUGACAAGUCCAAGCUUCGAAUAUACUCCAUUGACUACAACCCACUGUUGCCUGUCACUUAGCCACUGCCUUACCCAUUCAACAAUAUUGGAAUCCAAACUUAAAGAUUGCAGUUUAUUGAUAAGCCUUCUAUGUGCAACAGUGUCAAAAGCCUUACUGAAAUCUAGGUAAGCAAUGUCUACUGCACCACCCUGAUCUAUAAUUUUAGUUACCCAAUCAAAAAAAUCAGUAAGAAAAUGGCUUUGCUUUGCUGGCACUAUAGAAUCCCUUUAUAUUGGUUUCAAUGGAUUGGCAUAGAGCAGCAGUUUAUUUGAAUGCCACUGGCUGCUCACUGUUUAACAGACAUGCCCCUACUCGCAGUAUAGCGAGUAGGGGCAAAUCAUUUACUAAUACUAAGUAAUCUUUACUUAGUAUUAGUAAAUGUGGCUGAAAGACCAAUUUAGGUCUUUCAGCCUUUUAGUAGAUAGCUCCCUAAUACCGUGGGAAUUAGGGAGUUAUCUACUAAGCGGCUGCAAGAUGCAGCCGCGGCAAUUAAUAGGAUCGGAGUUUCAUUCAUUCUAAUGAAAUUCCGAUACGAGCAAAGUCCCGAAUUGCGUUCUAACACGAAUGGAGAAACUGUUAGAACGCAAUUCGGCAGUUUGCCGGCGUCCUGUCUAAGUGACAGGAAGCAUCGCGGGAACAGGGAGGAACGGUAAGGAUUGUGGGAAAAUUGCUGUGACCACCGAAAAUGAAGCACACUUUGCUACUCCGCUGGUCACUGCAUAGGAAAACUCCAGAAGAGAAAUAGUCCCUACUUUUUCUUAAAGGACCACUAUAGUGCCAGGAAAACAUACUCGUUUUCCUGGCACUAUAGUGCCCUGAGGGUGCCCCCACCCUCAGGGUCCCCCUCCUGCCCGGCUCUGGAAGGGGGAAAGGGGUAAAAACUUACCUUUUUCCAGCACUGGGCGGGGAGCUCUCUGCCUCCGAUCCUCCUCCUCUCCGCCCAUUCGGCUGAAUGCGCACGCGCGGCAAGAGCUGCGCGCGCAUUCAGCCGGUCGCAUAGGAAAGCAUUUACAAUGCUUUCCUAUGGACGCUUACGUGCUCUCACUGUGAUUUUCACAGUGAGAAUCACGCAAGCGCCUCUCUCACUGUGAUUUUCACAGUGAGAAUCACGCAAGCGCCUCUAGCGGCUGUUAAUGAGACAGCCACUAGAGGCUUUGGGGGAAGGCUUAACCCAUUAAUAAACAUAGCAGUUUCUCUGAAACUGCUAUGUUUCUAAAAGAAUGGGUUAACCCUAGCUGGACCAGGCACCCAGACCACUUCAUUAAGCUGAAGUGGUCUGGGUGCCUAGAGUGGUCCUUUAAGUUUUAAAGAAAACUAUAGCAGACAGGAAAAAAUGAAGAACAGAUCCUGAAAGAGGGAGAGAAGAGGAAUCGAUUGGGGAAAGGUAAGUUCGCAUGACAGUGCCGCUUUAACAGUGAAUUGUGACAGAGUUACAAAACUGUUGAUUAGGAAAACAACAACUGUAUUCAAUAUCAUACCUAACCAUGGACAUUUCAAAAGGACAUUUUUUUUUACAAUUCUUUAUUUUAGUGGUGCAUUGCAAAGACAUAGUUGGUAUAGAACAAUUGUGCAAACUGCAGGUAAAAGGAUUGUACAUUGACAUUGCUAUAACAUGGCACCUUUUUUUACAUUAUAAAAUAAAGUUCAACAUUUGGGUUGUAUCUGAGAGGGGUUGCAAGAUAAGGUGACUGUUAGAUGAGGAAAAGCUCUCUGGCGCUCACAUGCAUUGGGUUGUUAAUAUGCUCGAAGGUCUAUGUCUAGAGCAGCGUUUUCCAAUUGGUGUUGCCGAUCGGGUGGCCCAAGCAUCUAGGGCCACCCGAUGGGUACCGCCAAACAGGGGUCGGGUCAGGCGCCACAGCUAUUUAAAAACUCGACCGGACCCCUGUAGCAUGGAUUACUGGGAGUAACUGACAGACUGUCACUUCCUCCCAGACUGAGCGCGCUGAGCAAGACGGUAAGAAUGAGCAGCAGUGAGGAGUGAGCAGUACACCAGCCUCAGCCAGCAGCCUGCAGCACUCCAAGCAAGUCACCCUCCUGCAGGAAAAAAG
This is a messenger RNA of Pelobates cultripes (western spadefoot toad), 26380 nucleotides long. The record is from the annotation of a GenBank genome assembly. NCBI's taxonomy places the organism in Eukaryota, Metazoa, Chordata, Amphibia, Anura, Pelobatidae.